ACUCCCUCCACCACCAACUCCCCAUCGCCUCGUCGCCUCCUCCUAACUCCCCAGUCUCAAUCGCCUCGCCGCCGCCUCCUCCUCCCCCAUACUCCUCACUUCACCUCAAACCUCCGAGCUCCAGCGCCUCCCACCACCACCCACACGCGCCGACCCCAUGGCCGCCACCGCCAUCUCCGUCCGCCUCCACCCGGCCGCCGCGCGCCACCUGACCGCCGCGCGCCGCGCCCGCCUCGGCGUCGUCCGCGCGCUGUCCGCGCCGGCGGCGGCGGCGCUGACGCAGGACGACCUCAAGCGCCUGGCGGCGGUGCGCGCGGUGGAGUCGGUGCAGAGCGGGAUGGUGCUUGGGCUCGGGACGGGGUCCACGGCCGCCUUCGCCGUCGCCGAGAUCGGCGCGCUCCUCGCCUCCGGCAAGCUCGAGAAGAUCGUCGGCGUGCCCACCUCCAAGCGCACCUUCGAGCAGGCGCAGUCGCUCGCCAUCCCGCUCUCCACGCUCGACGACCACCCGCACAUCGACCUCGCCAUCGACGGCGCCGACGAGGUUGACCCAGACCUUAACCUUGUGAAAGGGCGGGGUGGUGCCCUUCUCCGUGAGAAGAUGGUUGAGGCUGCAUCAGACAAGUUUAUUGUUAUUGUUGACGAGACAAAACUUGUUGAUGGAUUAGGAGGAAGUGGUCUAGCCAUGCCAGUGGAGGUUGUGCAGUUCUGCUGGAAGUACAACCUAGUAAGAUUGCAGGAACUGUUUAAGGAGGAAGGAGUCGAGGCAAAGCUAAGAUUGGAAGGUGACAAGCCCUAUGUUACUGACAACUCAAACUACAUUGUCGAUUUGUACUUCAAGACGCCAAUCAAGGAUGCAUUGGCAGCAGGGAUGGAGAUUGCAGCUUUGGAAGGAGUUGUUGACCAUGGGUUGUUCUUGAACAUGGCGAGUUCAGUGAUCAUUGCUGGAUCAGACGGUGUCAGUGUCAAAACAAAGUGAGUUUUUGGGUUACUUGUUGGUGUUGAAUUUACGGUUCUUCUUUUUGUUGUGUAAGCUAUUGGUGUAAAAGAAGUCAAUAACAUGCUUCAAUAAGCGAACACGUGUGUAGAGCGAUGAUUGGGCUGCCGAUGGGCAACCAACCGGUUGGGGGUUCGAGCCCCCGGUCUCGCAUAUUGCAGGAGCGCAUAUUUGCGUGGUGGAACGGAUGUGUCCAGUUGUGGCCAUCCUUGUCUGUCGGACGCUGCAUAAAAAAGAUCCCCCUCGCUAGCAGUGCUAGGAUUCGGGUCAAGUUUUUUUCUAACAUGCUUCAAUAAAUAUGUUUCCCCAAUGGUCCACUGGUUCACAUCCCCGUGUUUAGGUUGUAUUCUUGAAGAUUGUCUGUUGUGGUAAUGUGGGAUAGAAGCCAUUUUUCUGGGUUGUAAUUUCUGUUGGACUAUAUGAGUAAUAUUUCAGUGAUCCUGAUAUGUUCUCCUGCAAUAGGGACCUGUCAGACUAAUCA
Panicum hallii is the source of this 1475-nucleotide messenger RNA. Its product is annotated as probable ribose-5-phosphate isomerase 3, chloroplastic. Gene Ontology annotation, biological process: pentose-phosphate shunt, non-oxidative branch. The transcript has 2 exons. Bases 158 to 976 code for a protein of 272 amino acids. NCBI's taxonomy places the organism in Eukaryota, Viridiplantae, Streptophyta, Magnoliopsida, Poales, Poaceae. The record is from RefSeq and is a predicted model, not a curated record. Gene Ontology annotation, molecular function: ribose-5-phosphate isomerase activity.